Messenger RNA from Penicillium soppii, 708 nucleotides. RefSeq lists its product as uncharacterized. Lineage: Eukaryota; Fungi; Ascomycota; Eurotiomycetes; Eurotiales; Aspergillaceae. The transcript has a single exon. The coding region runs from base 1 to 708 and encodes 235 amino acids. The record is from RefSeq and is a predicted model, not a curated record.
AUGACGAUCUCUCGUGCUGGUUUCUAUUUUGGCCUCACUCGGCACAAUACGAGCAUUGGCAUCGCAUUCAACAUUAGCGAUGGGAAUUCCGGCCCCAUCACGAUGUUGAUCUCUCGUAUGUGUGCUAUUCUGGAAUCAACGAGCACGAUACGAGCAUUGGCAUCGACGAAAUUACAUCGAGGAAGUUACAUCUUCACUCUAUCAACAGAAGACUCAAUGCCGCCGUCAAUGCUAUAUAAAUCACCAUCCCUCCUCGCCUCUAUAAUCCUAGCCAUCCUCUCAAACACACUGAAACCUCAAUCUCAACCUUCAAACCAACCACUCAACCACUCAACCCAAAUCUAUCUAUCUAUUCUAUUCCUCAUUCCUCAGUCAAACCAACAAACCUCAACUCCAGCAAAAAUGAAGUUCACCGCAACCACCAUCGCCGCCCUCAUUGCCGUCCUUCCCAUGGCCAAUGCCUGGAUCUUCACCAGCUGCAGCGAGCAGUGGGACGGCGACGAAAAAAACCGAGGCUGCACCAAGGCCGCCUGCAAGACCGGUUCCAAGAUUGACUGGGAGGCCGACUGGGGCUCUGACUGUGUUCUUCGCCUCUACAGCGAUAGUUCGUGCAGCAACCAGAUUGGAAUUGCUUCUGAUGACUGGAACGACCAUACUUUGAACCAAGGAAUGGGUAGCUUCCGCGUCUCGUCUUGUGAUCAGGACUAG